AUGGAGCAUACCUCACCUCCUGCUCCCAUCUCACAUCGCUUUACGCUCGAGCUCGAGUUUGUCCUCUGCCUCGCGAAUCCUCAUUAUCUUCAAUAUCUGGCUGUGAAUUAUCCCCAUCUACUCAAUACGCCGACAGCAUCCCAAGGGACAGCCGAGAUCGCAGAUUGUGAUGCUGCGCGAUUUGCACGAUACCUCAAAUAUCUUUACGAAUACUGGCGAACUCCGGUUUAUGUCAAAUAUCUGACGCACCCGGGGGCAACUCUUCGGAAUCUUGAACUUCUACAACAGGAGCAAUUUCGGAGAGACAUAAUUAGACCAGACGUUGUCGCCAAAUUGUUCGAGACGGACCCUGCACAAGAUACUCCUAGCCCUGAUGAUCCAGAGGCGAUUCCACCAGUCGAGCAAGUCGGCUAA
This is a messenger RNA of Capronia epimyces CBS 606.96, 414 nucleotides long. RefSeq lists its product as uncharacterized. Gene Ontology annotation, cellular component: mediator complex; core mediator complex. Gene Ontology annotation, biological process: regulation of transcription by RNA polymerase II. The transcript has a single exon. NCBI's taxonomy places the organism in Eukaryota, Fungi, Ascomycota, Eurotiomycetes, Chaetothyriales, Herpotrichiellaceae. Bases 1 to 414 code for a protein of 137 amino acids. Gene Ontology annotation, molecular function: transcription coregulator activity. The record is from RefSeq and is a predicted model, not a curated record.